AUGUCCGCGCACCAAACCUACGCCAUCUUGGGCUCGACAGGGAAUUGUGGCACUGCCCUCAUUGAGAAUCUCCUGAAGAGGCCGGAAUCUCGAAUCCAUGCAUAUUGUCGCAACCGCAACAAGCUCUUCCACCUUCUACCCGAAACAAAGGAAAACGGGCGGGUGGAAAUUUUUGAAGGCUGCAUCCAAGAUCAUGAGCUUUUAGCAUCAUGUAUUCGCGACGUACGGGCUGUCUUCCUAGUUAUCUCCACUAACGAUAACAUUCCCAACUGUUCCCUCGCCCGAGAUACCGCCAAUGCCGUGAUACAGGUCCUGUGGGGUAUGCAGGACGCCACCGCCCGUGGCGGUGCCAGUACCAAACGCAUGCCCAAGAUCAUUCUCCUUUCAUCGGCCACCAUCGACGAGACGUUUUCCCGAAACAUAAAUACCGUGCUACAAUUCCUCCUAUCACGCUCAUCUUCUUACGUUUAUGAGGACUUGAUAGAAGCGGAGACACUACUUCGUGCCCAGAAGGACUGGCUGACUUCUGUCUUCGUCAAACCCGGGGCUUUGUCGGUUGACGUCCAGCGCGGCCACGCUCUAAGUCUGUCCGAUGAGGAGAGUCCUGUAUCUUACCUCGAUUUGGCUGCUGCCAUGAUCGAGGCUGCGGAUGAAGACCAGGGAUGCUAUGAUAUGAAAAAUGUUAGCGUGGUCAAUACCAAUGGCAGAGCAAAGUUCCCACUUGGUACUCCUGUGUGUCUUGCUGUUGGAAUUUUGAGGCAUUAUUUUCCCUUUUUGCAUCCUUACUUACCGAUGAACAUGGGUCCGCACUGGCCUUCAUGA
Molecule: messenger RNA, 822 nt
Organism: Penicillium canescens
Lineage: Eukaryota; Fungi; Ascomycota; Eurotiomycetes; Eurotiales; Aspergillaceae
Gene: tpcG
Product: oxidoreductase tpcG
Exons: 1
Coding region: 1-822 (273 amino acids)
Source: RefSeq, a predicted model, not a curated record